CUGCAGUUUUGUAGAGAAAGACUUUUAAUAAGCUGUUCACUCCGACUUCUAAGAACAUUUUGCCCAACGCCGACUACCCAAGUGGCUAUCAUCGGUGCCGGCUUUACAGGUCUUUCUGCAGCAGCUGUACUUGAAAAGCAUUCCUCAACUAUGUCGUGUACGAGGGAGCUGACCGUUUGGGAGGACGAGUGUACCCAUUUCCUUACGGUUCGUUUAGGUUAAGC
Messenger RNA from Strongylus vulgaris, 224 nucleotides. Lineage: Eukaryota; Metazoa; Nematoda; Chromadorea; Rhabditida; Strongylidae. The record is from the annotation of a GenBank genome assembly.